Molecule: messenger RNA, 549 nt
Organism: Entrophospora candida
Lineage: Eukaryota; Fungi; Glomeromycota; Glomeromycetes; Entrophosporales; Entrophosporaceae
Source: the annotation of a GenBank genome assembly
AUGUCAAUUUUUGGCGAAAGAUUUCAUACUUUUAUUCGAUAUGCAAGUUGGAUUCCUGUGAUAUCGUUUUUUAUUGAUCAUGGAUUUGGUUUAGCUUCAGUUAAUGGACUUUCAAUGCAGCCAACAUUUAACCCAGAUUCAAACAAACUUCGUAGAGAUGUUGUUAUAUUAAAUCGAUGGGCUACUAUAGCACACCAAUAUUCUAGAGGAGAUGUUGUGGCAUUAUACUCACCAGAAGAUCCAGACAAAAAAUUAAUAAAACGAAUAAUAGCAUUAGAGGGCGAUACAGUGUUUACAUUACCUCCUCAUGCAAAACGCUUGGUACGAAUACCUGAUGGAUAUUGUUGGGUUGAAGGCGAUGAAAAAUUUCACAGUAAAGAUAGUAAUACAUUUGGUCCGGUUCCGUUAGGUUUAAUUCAUUCUAAAGUCACUCACAUAGUAUGGCCUUUAUCAAGAUUUGGUAGGGUUCCGAAUGUGGAUAACGCAGACCGUGUCUUUGAUAAUGGUAUAUUCCUUCUUAACAUUGUAACAGUAUUAGGUAUAUUGUAA